CGGAGAAUCUUUGAAUUCAAUUCAAAACAAUCAAACGAGCAGUACGGACGCACCGCAAAGCGGUCGCAGCCGAAAGUGAUAAUAUUGAGAGCAGUUAAAAACCGAACAAUUCUAUAAACAUUUGAUCGCCUACAAACAAACUCAUGUGCCUCAUGAGUGUAUCGUGUGCUAACGCGUUGUGCAAAUUGUGAACAAAGUUUCGUUACAUUGUUUUGCGAUCCUUGCUGGAAAGGUUGGUAAAGUGGAAAAGUGGUGUGUGUGUGUAUUUUUUUCAAGAUUGUUCAUUGACCGAAGUACCAAAAGAGACACACAAAAUUGAACAUUCAUUCAUUCGAGUGGUGGAAUCGAAACUCUAAAAAGUCCUUUACUUUGCACCAAGUGCGAAACAGAAACAAAAAAAAAAAGAGAAAGGAAAAGAACGGAACGUUCCGGUGGAAAGUUUUCUUCCCCGUGCGUGUGUGUUGGACAGCUGAUGAACAUCAGCAAGCUGGAACAGAUACAUUGUUUAUUGCACAGUUUUCGAUACCUAUUAUGUAAGAGACAAAGAAAGCAAGGCCAAAACAGUAGUUCUUGGUAGAAAUUCGGUAAAAGAGCUACUUGCAAUAUCACAUUUUUUUUAUGGAACUGUCGAUCGGCACAGAAUCGAAACAUUGAUGUAAACAGGUUAGCUGGACAAGCGGCAGAGGAAAGAGGAACACGCAACAGGGUGUGAUGUGUGUUGAUAGGGGAAGGAGAUAAAUUAAGCGAACUUGUGCGAGCAGGAAAGAGAGAGAAAGAGAGAACCCAUCCAAAACCCCCUUUUGUCUAACUCUCCAACACACUUUGCGUGUGCGUGUGCGCGCGUGUGUGUGUCAGUAGGUAGCGAAGAGAAGAAGAAGACCAAAAAAAACAAAGAACCCAUCGCAGCAAGCACUUGCUGCCGCCAUAUUGGUUGUUGUGGGGGGUUGAAUUUUGUGUGCGAGGGCGCAAAAUCAAAACAAAGGAAAAUCAUCUGAUCGGAGCGGUGCGGACGCAGCACAGCAAAACGCUCUCGCGCGUGCACACACACUCACACUAAUGCAGCGUUUGUACGCGUCAUCGUAGCUUUUUCGCUAGUGUUUAGUAUACACACUGUUUUAGGCAGUUUCACAGUGCGAAAAAGACCGAAAAUAAUCUUUUAUUGUCCCGGCAGCUUUUUGUUUUGGUUGUUGUUGUUUUGGUCAGGAAGUGUGGGAUAAGUGUGGAGGGUCGAUAAAACGCCCCACCAUCACCACCACCCACUCCCAAUUGUGGAGAGUAAAAUGAUAUAAUGCAGCAUCGAUCGGCCGCUUUUCGCAUCAUCGUCGUCAGAGUUACGUUUUUAAAUGCUGUGUCUGCUUUUAGAGGAAGCGAACUAAUAUAAGCAGAAAGCGUCACAGGCACAAGCAGAAGCUAGAGCGUGACAGUUGUACGCAAGCAACGAACGCAGCCUACGGGCAACAUCCAACAAACCGAGCGUUGUUGGGUUUGGUUUGCACAGGAGCUGGAUGAUGAGUAGCUUCGGCGGCUUGCAGAGUGGAGGCGGCCUUAACUACACCGGCAUUGACUGUGUUGACGCAGGAAGCCUUUCGAUCGUAAAGCAGGAACCGACGGUACACACGCUUGCUUCCGCAGACGGCGGAACGAACGUCGGCGGCAACAGCCACCACCACUUCCAACAGACAACUUUCAUGAUGGAUGCACUGAGCAGUAACCCGAUGUUGACAACGGCCUCGAUGCCGAUACCGUCCCGUAACACCAGCCACCAGCGCAUGAUGCAGUCGGAUCUCGAUUUUGCCAACGAGAUGGAACAGUUCCGCAGCUCCGGUCAGCUGCUGCACGAUGUUGGAGCGAUGACCGCGGGCGGCAAUAAUGCCGGCAGCUUCCAGCCGGGCAGUCUUCCGACACAGCUGGACGGUAUGUUUGGCAUCCCGAACGGGUGGGACAACAUGAUCCUUACCGCGGAAGGUAUCGAUAUUGGACCGAUGAAUGUGGCCGGUCUGCAGAUGAUGGAUACGUGGAACAAUUUAAUUUCGCCAUCCUCCACGGUGUCGUCGGUAACGCCGCUCGAUGACGGCGGUAUUCAGCAGGUGAUGGUCGGCGAGACGACUUCGAUUGUGAUGGGAGGUGGCGGUAUUGGGCUUGGAAAUGGGCAGCAGCUGAUGGAAGAGUUCGAGGUCUAUCCGCUGGAAGAUUUCAACGAUGGACUGUUGUGCAAUGAUUUGAACACGAUCGACGGUCUGUUUCACGAUGAUAUAACGCUGCUCAGCCAGCCGCUUAGCCAACAGUCGCCGAAUCUAAGCGGUGACAGUGCCAUCAUCCUGUCACCCAGUCUGCCGCAGCAGAUACUGGGUCGUUCGUCGAACCAGAGCCUUUCGUCCGGUGGGUUAGCGAUCUUGGCGGGUGAGAAUACGGUUGGCAGCGUCGGCAGUAACAGCGUAUCGUCGGGCUUUGGUCCCGUUACCGGUGGAAUGCAACUGCUCACGAAUGACCCAAUGGUGGCGGCAGGCUAUACCAACACGAACAGCAACAACAGCUUGCUGUACGACGAGCAGACGCGCAUCUCGUCGUCACCGUUCGAGCUGUACACGAAGCAGGAACCGGGCAGUGCAGUACAGUCACCGUUGGCAUUUUCACCCAGCAGUCACGGUUCCAGCCCGUCCAUUUCCGAGGGUGGCCAUCUGAUGGUACCGCAACCAUCGUCCGGAGGUGCCAGUGCGAAGAAUUUACUCCAGCAACAGUUGCAAAGCACGUUCAAUAACAACAACAACAACACGCUGUACAGUAGCGGACCCAGCACGAUCAGUGCUGGAAAGUUGAUAAAGAGUGGUGGUGCCACGUCUCCCGGUAACAACAACAACGAAUCAGCCAAGAAUCAGAACAUUGGUGCCAGCAACUCAGGACUCGAUGGAUCGAUCGCGCAGCAACAGCAACAGCAAAUGCCGUUGCGUGUUUCUCGCCGAGGUUUUAACUUUAGCAGGAACAGCGGUAAUGUCGGCCAGGUGCAGCAUAAUCCCAAGUAUUCCACCCUGCAGCAGCUGCUGAUGAGCAACACAUCGGAUCGGUUGGGCAGCGGUGGUAAUCUGGUGCUCGGCCAGUCCGUUCCAGCUGGCAGCAGUUCGUCCGGAUUGCUUACGGCUGCUGCACUCAGCCCUGGUGGAGGAAGCUACUCAGGCCGUCGGCUGCUGCAGGCCCAGCUACAGGCGGGAACGACCGCGGCCGUAUCGGUCGGCUCGAAUGCCGGUACGUCCGGCACAUCCAUGUCGCGGCUUUCCUCGUCCGCGCCGACACACAUUUCCGGAUUCGAACAGAUUUGGCAGCGUCGCGAACCACGACCCCAUCUACUGUCGACGGGUAGUUUGGCCGAGGCUGGAUCAACCUCUUCACUCAGCACCGGCAGUAUCCUUAGCCCCGAGGCACCCGAUUUCUCGCACGAUGAAGGAUACUCCGACGACAGUGAUCAUUAUGAGGAUUAUUCUAGCGGUGAAGAUUCCGACAGUGAGGAUACGGGCAAGGUUUCGUCGAGUGCCAGCAAGGCGAAGCGCUACUUCUGGCAGUACAAUGUGCAGGCGAAGGGCCCGAAAGGGCAACGGUUGGUCAUCAAGACGCAGGUGGAGGAUCCGCACGUGCUGAACGCGGUCACCGAUCCAGUCUUCAGUCCGCACUGCUCCGUUCGUGGCAUCAAGAAUCUUCGUUUACAGCACAGCGGCAAGGCACGGAAGGGUGACGGUAACGAUUUGACGCCGAACCCCCGCAAGCUGCACAACAUUGGCAAGGAGCUGGAUAAGCUCGGACGCGUCAUCAACGAUAUGAAGCCGGUCAGCGAGCUACCGUUCAAUGCACGGCCAAAGACGCGAAAGGAAAAGAACAAGCUUGCAUCGCGGGCAUGCCGGUUGAAGAAGAAGGCCCAGCACGAAGCGAACAAGAUCAAGUUGUACGGGCUGGAGACGGAACACAAGCGUCUCAUGAACGGAAUAUUCCACUUGAAACAGAUCCUAGUGUCCAAGUGUAGCAAUGCUGUAACGACGGGCGAGAAUUCAGAAGAGUACAAACAGCAACUGGACACACUGGUGCAGACGUCAUCCAAGAUAAAAAUUGCUGGUAAUUCGACUGAGUUCGUCAACAAAAUGUUGGAGAAUGUGCGGACGGGCAACAACACUAGCAUAGACACGGUGUUGGAACAUUUCUAGACCGAUCGCAAUGGAGUGGAUUAUGUCCUUCACAACUAGUGGAGAUGUAUCAGAACCGGUGGGAAUGCGAUAUGUCGUACGGCGAAGUUCGGUGGUACACUGUACCGAUGAUGAAUCAAUGAGACUGUAAGAAAAAAAGAAAGCAACCAAUUACCUUCGUUUUGUUUAAAACUACAUACUUUAACAAGAAAAAAAAGCACGGGCUCUUAAGCCUUGAAUAAUAAUGCGUCAAACUGCAAAACGGUGCACAUAGUGCGCCGAGGAACAAGUGAUAUUUGUCACAGUACACUACUGCGCUAACCACAAACACAGUACGGAGAUUGUAAUGCAGUGAACGAGAAAUUAGUACCACCUAAGGGACGAAGUUUGCACCAGAAUUACUUUCUUUGCAAAGUGAGAAUAUGGAAAGUAUGACACAGUGGGAAGCAAAUAACACACAGCAUAUGAUUUGGUCAUUAUAUGAUAUUUCAAAGCAAACAUAGCGAGUAAACAUAUGUUUCAUUACAUAUUACAUUACAUACGUACAUAUUACUGUAAAGUGUCGCUAAGGAUUAUGCAAUGUGUUUUUCUUUUUACGUUUGAAAACAUUUCGUUAAAUUGUUUAAUGCACUUGAUUAUUAUAAAAAACAGAACAGAAGAGCGAUGGAAAAACAACAGAACGAUGAAUUCUGUUUUGUUAUCAAUUUUUUUUACCUAUCACCACGAUAUGAGCACCAAAACUUCACUUUUUAAUCACAAACUCUGAUCGAAUCAGCUAAUCACAGACAGAACAAAGAAACAAAAAUAAACCCCGCGUGUAAAAACGAUUGGUAACCGGUAUAACCAACUAUCAUUAACAAAACCAAUACGGACUGAAACAAAUGGCGCGUCAAACGCGACCAUGCGCUAAUCAUACUUUUGUGCCACAACAUCCAUCCAGCGACCAAACGUAAACGGCAUGUAAUAGAAAACCGAAAACCCAACCAAGUAAAGCAUAUGGAAUGAAGCUCAGGAACAAAAUACGUAUGAAACGACGAACGGGAGGGACGGUUUUGGGAAGAAAACGAAGAUUUUGUUAUGAAUUGAGUUGUUUUGUAUACCAAGCAUUCUCCAAAUGUAGGAUACAAUUUUGUGUAAGAAACAAGCUUUUUAACUGCGUCAAAUGAGAAGGGAAUCAUUUCAAAGAAAAGCGAUAUUUUUUAACACCUUCCCGCGUUACAAACAAAAACAAAACAAUACACUGUAAUACAUUGACUCCUGAAUAAUGAAAUACCUUUAAAGCAUGAAUCGAUAACCAUUGAUUAUGAUAACGUAUGUACCUAAUUACCCUGGCGUAAAACACACACAAAACAUAAUAUAUGUAUACAUAUAAACUUUUUUACAUUUUCUCAAUGAUUGUGUACGAUGAAUCCUUGUAGGAUCGGUUAAGUGAGAGAAAAACGAAAGAUGAAUAGAGAUAGUGAUAGGAACCGUAACCGUUCAAAUGGAACGAAAUUCUUUGUGUGCAUGUGUGUGUGUGUCGCGUAAGAAUUGGAGAGGAAGAAACAAACCCUUAGUUCUGUAAGUGCUUAGUGCUAACUAAUUAUUUUUCUACCCUCUUUGAUCAUAUUCGAUAGUACUACCUACUCAGCAAUGUUCAUCUCUUGUGAGUUCGUGUGUUGAUUCAAGUGCAUUGCGAUGUUCGAUAUCGCGUCGUUACCUUUUCCAUCUUUAUCCUUGUCAUAAUGGUAGUUGUUUAAGCAAAUCUUUCGAAAAAAAAAUCUUUUUUAACAUUGUUUGGGUUGUGAGAAGGAAGGGAAAAGCAAGUGUUGUUAAGAGCAUAACUUCAUUAAGGAAUGUGACAAUUGAUCCAAGUUUGAAUGAAUGAGAAAUACAAUGAGUGAUGAUUUCCAGUUUUCCAAAUACUCCGGUUCCCUUUGCUUUCCCCGUUUUGCAGUGGAACAACAAAGCGAGGCCUCAGAAAUAGAAAGGAAAGAGAGUGAGCGAAAGAGCUUAGAGUUGCGUACCUUAGGCAGCAUCAGUACUGUUGAUUGUUCUGGUUAACUUAGGUACUAGCGCCCGGGAAGAAUUCAUACCCGGCGAUAUGAAGUGAAAAUCCUGGGUGCUAGGGAUAUCGAAAGGAGAUACUGAACACGCCUUGGCACUGAGGAAUACUGAAGAAAAAAUGCUUUUGAUUUAAAAUAUUUUCUGCAGCCGGUUUUGUUUUAUUUUUAUAACAUCAAACAAUUGAGUUUAGUUUUUAUACCUUUCCGGUUUGGAGUUAAUAGCGGUGUGACAGAAUAUUUGUGACACCACUAACACACGUUAUUGGUUGCGUUCAAUUACCAACAAUUAAAUCGCUCUUCCGAUUGAUUGUAGUUGUCGAAAAUGAAUUGUGAUAGUAAUUUCUCUUUCCUACCAAUUGUCUUGUGUCUACACCAAACUUUAGCAAGCUGCCAUACUGCAUUUAUUUGAAUUCCAGCAAAAGGCCGAAGCGUGUUUAUUUGGUGAUGUUGUGUUUGUAUUGAUUUUUUGUUUCGGUUGUUCGGAGGACGGAGCAAGGACGGAGUGCACUUGAGAUGCGGAAUAGCGCUACUAAGAGAUCAGAUGUGGGUGUCGGUGGUUAGCCCUCUCGCCAGGCAGCAAAGAUAUGCAGCGCGAACUACACAAAACUGCAAAACAAUCUGUGAUUUUCUUUAAUAUUAUAGCGUGAGUGUUAGUGUCAUCCUCUAUUUCGAUACGGUGUUUGGUUUGUUUUUCAGCCCCCUUUUAGAUUUGUUACGUAUGUUUAUUAUGAUUUGUUUAAAUUUUUGUUACUUUUUGACCAGUACUAUUUUCAUUCCCAGUCAGGUGUAUCGCUUUUUGAUUAAAUAGAAUGCAAAUAUAUUGCAGUUUUUCUUUUAGAGUUAAAAAAACAACAUUGAAUAAGGAUGACGAACAGUACAUUCACUAGUUUGUACACUCAGGGUUGGUUUCAGUGUUUCAGAUUUCUAGAACUGUUUUUCUUUAUACAAAAGAAGGGUACCACAUGCCGUAAAGAUAAUUUGAUUUGAUUUAUACAGUUACUUACAGCCUCUAUAUCGGUCCUUCAGAAUCAAUUGAUGUAUUUUAUAUUUUACAGAACAGUGGAAAGAUUUACAUCAUCGUAGGGAUUAGAGUUUAGUUCAUUACAUUUAAAAUUUCAACGAACGAAGAUCAUUAAGCAUGUGUUAAAAUGUAUGGGAAUAUAUACUUUUGACAGAAUGAGAUAAUUAAUAUCAACUGCAUGAAGAUUAUAAAAUUAUGUUUAAGCAAUUUGAACCAGUUUGUUACGCUGAUACAUGAGUAUGAUACAAAAUUGAAAAGAGCAACAAAAAAAAAAUUACACAUUUCUAAUUACUCUAUAUUACAUUUUUCGAUUCUUAAAGUUUUCCCUUUUCUUAAGCUUGUAAAUCUAUUGCUAUCAUACAAUUUGAGUUGUUUAUUACUUAAACGUUCUUAUGCUUAAAUUAUAACGAUUAGCUGUUGGGCAAAAUUUUAAAAUGAGAGAAGAUAAUUGAUGAAGUGCAAAAAUGAAAUGUUCCUAUCCCUUUAUCUAAUAAUCUAAGCAAAAGGUACCGUACGUACAUCGAUUGUAACUAUUUUAAUCACUAAUGAUACAACACUCAUAUGGAAAAUUAGUUUUCCCCUACACCUAAUACGAUUCAAAAACUUUACACAGUCUCUGUAACCUAACCCGUAACCAAUUACUGGGUGACGAUUUAUUUCUGCGAAAAAAAAGAUUUGAACCGAGAUACAAACGUAUUGUUUAACUGUACACUAUCAGCUAUGGGACCGGCAGUAAAACAUGUAUCCAGCAUAAUUAAACGAUAUAUUAAAGCGUAUCUAUGAACUUAUGUACAGUUACACAACCAACUGAACGAAACAAUUGAAGCCCAUUUACACCACAAUAGGAAUCUGUAUGUGGAUUGAAACGAAUUGUACAAACUAUCUUCACAACUGUGUGUCAACUGAAUAGGGACAAAACAUAUUACAAAAAAACCCACACCCACAGAGGCAGUAGAUGGAGUAAAGAGCGAGUUUUAAAGGUACCUGGUUGCAGUUUGUUGCAAAAAGUAGCGUGAAGAUCGCAUAUCCUUACGAUCGAACUAUGUAGAUGUAACAAUAGGACGUUUUUUCAUUACAUUUCAACAACUUUACAUGCUUGCAACACAUACGGACACAUCGACCGGGUGGACAACUCUGGUUGAUUCUACUACCUCAGCACAAUGGAGUAAUGUAUGUGAAAACAUGUACAUCAAUAAACAAACAAACAAACAAAUAAGAUGUAACACACAAAAAAAAGGUUCUUUUCGUUUCGCAAACAAAAAAGACACACAGGUGAAGCAUGUUCAUCGAGAUGCAACACUUUAUGCCACUUCAAUCCGUUCAAUGAAGCCUUUCAUCUUCCGGUCAAUCCGGUUGUGUAGGGAGUUUAUGCGAUUGCCGAAGGCAACACAUGUAGUAAUGCAUACAUGUGAUUGAUACAAUGAGAUUGCCAUAUACACGGUGUGUGAAGCCUAGCAGUGAAACGUAGCUUGCGUACUAAACAAGGGCAAACGAAGUGAAACCAAAACACAUCGCGUGGCACAACCAGAGCGUACUCAUUCUACAAGAAACCCUUCUUAAACUCAACUGUCAACAGAAGGUGUUUGAAACACCUGCGAAACAUUUUUUCUCGCCAAAUCUUUACGUUCAGUAAAGGAAAGCUAACAAUGAAAUAAAACAGCGAAGGAAACGUAACAAAAAUGAAUGAAAAUGAAAUGCAAACCAAGCGUUGGUCGAGCGCGCAAAUACAAAAUGGAGCUUGUUUGCCACACGUGAUGGUGUAUAUUUUUGUAAACUUUUUCUUUCCUAUUAAAGAACUCAAUGCAGAGAAGGAAACAAUGAAGUAAGCUCCCACUUAUACACUAUCAACGCGCGCCUUGAAAGACAAACAUAAUCAUCGAUGGUGGUAAAGCUCUGCAUAACCCACAGGCACUCUGGCGAGGUUUUUUUUAUAAAACAACAACAGAAAAUAAUUCAAUCCAUAUGUUGGAUUGAGUGGUGUUUUUGGUUGCAGUUUGGAACUUGUUUCUGUAUUUUUUACACAAACGACAACAAAAUAGGUUUCGAUGCAGGUAUGCAAACGGUGAGAAUUAGGGAUGUAAGUAACAGACGAACAUGCAAGGAGGAUGGCGAUUGUAAUAGCUGUGCUUACAUUGGAUUAAACACAAUAAAACUUUCAUCUGAGAUACUGUAAUGGAUAAUAAAGGAACUAAAAGUGUAUGUACAAAUAAA
This is a messenger RNA of Anopheles funestus (African malaria mosquito), 9443 nucleotides long. RefSeq lists its product as uncharacterized. The transcript is spliced from 6 exons. Gene Ontology annotation, cellular component: nucleus. The coding region runs from base 1506 to 4187 and encodes 893 amino acids. Gene Ontology annotation, molecular function: DNA-binding transcription factor activity, RNA polymerase II-specific; RNA polymerase II transcription regulatory region sequence-specific DNA binding. NCBI's taxonomy places the organism in Eukaryota, Metazoa, Arthropoda, Insecta, Diptera, Culicidae. The record is from RefSeq and is a predicted model, not a curated record. Gene Ontology annotation, biological process: response to unfolded protein; regulation of transcription by RNA polymerase II.